AUGGACAAUGGAGAUAAUAGCUUGGAGAUUGCCUGCCAUAACCAGGCACAUGGUGACAACGAGAUUGUGAAUAACAUGUACGAAACUGAGGCAGACCUCCUGGCAGGUGAGAGUGCAGAGGAAGAGGUGGAGGAUAGCAUCAUGUCUCCUAUCCCUGUUGGGCCUCCAUCCCCUUUCCCCGCGGGCGAGGAUUUCAACCCCAAAGAAGGCUCGCCGUACGAAGCUCCCGUCUACAUCCCUGAUGACAUUCCAAUUCCGCCCGACUUUGAACUGAGGGAGUCCUCCAUUCCAGGAGCAGGACUGGGCAUCUGGACCAAAAAGAAGAUCGAAAUUGGGGAAAGGUUUGGGCCCUACAUGACCUCGCCGAGGACGAUGUUGAAAGAAACGAGUUUUGGGUGGGAGCAAAUGCUUACAGAUCCGGAGACAGCUUUGCAAGAUGGCUGCAUUAAAAAGCAGAUUGGAGAAGAGCUGGGACCCGAAAAAUUUUGCGUUGAUGCCAGUCAGACAGGAAAUGGAAAUGGGAACUGGUUGAAGUACAUCCGAGUAACCUGCUCCAGUGAAGAACAAAACCUCGUGGCAUGCCCCAUAAAUGACCAGAUUUAUUAUAAAGUUAUUAAAGAAAUAGAACCAGGAGAAGAGCUGCUGAUGUACAUGAAGGAAAGCACUUAUCCGGCUGGGAACAUGCCGCCUAGUUUGGAAGAAGUGCACACGUUUCGCUGUGAGGAUUGUGACGAGCUUUUCCAGUCAAAGAUGGACUUAAGGCGGCACAAGAAAUACUCUUGCAACAACGUCAGCUCCCUCUACGAGUCUUUGAGCGAGGAGAUUAAGCAAGAAAGCGCGGCUGAUGGGCAGGUCCACGAGUGCAAAGACUGCGAGCGGAUGUUUCCGAACAAAUACAGCUUGGAGCAACACAUGAUCAUCCACACUGAAGAAAGGGAGUACAAAUGCGAUCAGUGUCCCAAAGCCUUCAACUGGAAAUCGAACCUGAUUCGUCACCAGAUGUCACAUGACAGCGGCAAGCGAUUUGAAUGUGAAAACUGUGUGAAGGUGUUUACUGACCCCAGCAACCUCCAGCGGCACAUCCGUUCCCAGCACGUUGGCGCACGGGCACAUGCCUGCCCAGAUUGUGGGAAAACUUUUGCUACUUCGUCUGGCCUCAAGCAGCAUAAGCACAUUCACAGCACUGUCAAACCUUUCAUAUGUGAGGUCUGCCACAAGUCCUACACGCAGUUCUCCAACCUGUGCCGUCACAAGCGGAUGCACGCCGACUGCCGGACCCAGAUCAAAUGCAAGGACUGCGGGCAGAUGUUCAGUACCACCUCUUCACUGAACAAGCACCGGCGCUUCUGUGAGGGCAAGAACCAUUAUAACCCUGGGGGGAUUUUCGGCCCAGGCUUGCCUCUAACCCCCAGCUCCAUGAUGGACAAAUCCAAGCCAUCUCCCAAUCUCAACCACGCCAGCCUUGGGUUCAACGACUACUUCCCAUCCCGGCCGCACCCAGGAGGACUUCCGUUUUCACCCACUCCUCCAACAUUUCCAGCCCUCACUCCUGGCUUCCCAGGUAUUUUCCCUCCCUCUCUAUAUCCUAGGCCCCCUUUAUUACCUCCGACACCGCUGCUCAAGAGUCCCAUCAACCACACCCAAGACGCCAAGCUUCCCAGCCCCCUGGGGAACCCAGCCCUCCCCCUUAUUUCUGCAGUGAGCAACAGCGGCCACCCCAACUCAGGGGAGGAGAAGUUCAACAACAGUAACCUGGGGAACUCCUACCUAGAGAAGCACAAAGCUAGGACCAGCGAUGUGUCAGAUGCGAGUGAUUUUGAGGACAUCAACACCACCACGGGCACAGAUCUGGACACCACCACUGGCACCGGGUCGGAUCUGGAAAGCGACGUGGAGAGUGACAGGGACAAAAUGAAGGACAAGAGCAACCCGCCUGAAAGCAAACCGGAUUUCAUCGGUAGCUCGGUGUCCGCCAGUUCUGCCAACAACAUGAGCGACAUCCCUCUUUUCUACUCUCAGCAUUCAUUCUUCCCUCCCCCUGAAGAGCAGAUGCUUCCCACGGUGGGGGCGGCCAACGACUCUAUAAAGGCCAUCGCCUCCAUCGCGGAGAAAUACUUUGGGCCCGGCUUCAUGGGGAUGCAGGAGAAGAAAAUAGGUUCCCUCCCUUAUCAUUCCAUGUUUCCAUUCCAGUUCCUCCCUAACUUCCCCCAUUCGUUGUACCCUUUUACGGACCGGACCCUGAAUCACAGCUUGCUGGUCAAGGCAGAACCAAAGUCGCCCAGGGACCUUCACAAAAUGGGCAGCAGCAGCUCCGAAUCACCCUUCGACCUUACCACAAAGCCAAAAGAAAUUAAGCCAGCCUUGCCACCCCCCAAAAUCCUACCCGCCCAUCCUUCUGGGGAGGAACAGCCACUAGACCUGAGCAUUGGGAACCGCAUUCGGGCCAGCCAGAACGGGAGCCGGGACUCCCGGAAGAACCACAUUUACGGAGAGAGGAAGCUAAUGGCCAAUGAAGUAUUACCCAAGAUUUCUCAUGCUCAGAUGCCGCCACAGCCAUCCCUGCAUUACGCUAAGCCAUCGCCUUUUUUCAUGGACCCCAUCUACAGGGUGGAGAAGCGGAAGGUGGCGGACUCAGUGGGAGCACUAAAGGAGAAGUACUUGAGGCCUUCCCCGCUGCUUUUUCAUCCCCAGAUGUCGGCAAUAGAAACCAUGACGGAGAAAUUGGAGAGUUUUGCAGCCAUGAAAGCAGACGCCAGCGCCUCUCUGCAGCCCCUUCCGCAUCACCCAUUCAACUUCCGGUCGCCGCCCCCCACGCUAUCUGAUCCCAUUUUGCGCAAGGGCAAAGAACGUUAUACCUGCAGGUACUGUGGUAAGAUCUUCCCACGUUCAGCAAAUCUGACGAGACAUCUCCGGACACACACAGGGGAACAGCCUUACAGGUGUAAAUACUGCGACAGAUCUUUCAGCAUUUCAUCAAACCUCCAACGCCACGUCCGAAACAUACACAACAAGGAGAAGCCAUUCAAAUGCCACUUGUGUAAUCGAUGCUUCGGCCAGCAGACCAAUCUCGACCGGCAUCUGAAAAAGCACGAACACGAAAACGUUCCAGUGAGCCAGCACUCCGGGGUCAUCACGAACCACCUUGGGACCAACGCUUCCUCUCCGACCUCAGAAUCAGAUAACCAUGCACUUUUAGACGAGAAAGAGGACUCGUAUUUCUCUGAGAUCAGAAACUUUAUUGCAAAUAGCGAGAUGAACCAGUCGUCGGCUCUAGCGGAUAAAAGGCCUGAACUCCCGAAUAAUGACGGCAACUCCCAGUGCCACAGCCUUGCAAAUGACAAAACGGAAGACGUGGACGAGGAAGAGGAAGAACUGGAAGAGGAAGACGACGACAGCCUGACGGGGAAGUCACAGGACGAGACGGCGUCUCCGACAACGGAGCCGCAGGGAGGGUAUGAGGAUGAGGAAGAUGAAGAGGCCGCAUCCCUUACCAUGAGUUUCGACCGCACCCGAAGGUGUAUUGAGGAGGACGAAGCCGGCUUGUUAGAUUUGGAGCAGAUUCCGCAUUUUGGGAAGGGGCUGGAUCUACGCAAAGCGUCCGAGGAAUCUUUUGAAGUUAAAGAUGUGUAUAAUCCCACCUUAGACUCUGAGGCAAUUAAACAGACUCUGUACAGGCAGGCUAAAAAUCAGGCUUAUGCAAUGAUGUUGUCCCUUUCUGAGAGCACUCCCCUCCAUCCUUCUUCCCAGAACUCUCUGGAUGCUUGGUUGAACAUGGCGGGGGCAGCUUCUGAGUCGGGAGGCUUCAACUCCGUCGGUCACCUCUGA
Eublepharis macularius is the source of this 3825-nucleotide messenger RNA. It is a transcript of the gene PRDM16, whose product is annotated as PR/SET domain 16. The record is from RefSeq and is a predicted model, not a curated record. Bases 1 to 3825 code for a protein of 1274 amino acids. The transcript is spliced from 18 exons. NCBI's taxonomy places the organism in Eukaryota, Metazoa, Chordata, Lepidosauria, Squamata, Eublepharidae. Gene Ontology annotation, molecular function: protein binding. Gene Ontology annotation, cellular component: nucleus.